Molecule: messenger RNA, 594 nt
Organism: Ochlerotatus camptorhynchus
Lineage: Eukaryota; Metazoa; Arthropoda; Insecta; Diptera; Culicidae
Gene: RNASEK
Product: Ribonuclease kappa
Exons: 3
Coding region: 146-433 (95 amino acids)
Biological process (GO): nucleic acid metabolic process
Molecular function (GO): RNA endonuclease activity
Source: RefSeq, a predicted model, not a curated record
UUUGACAUUUUUUACUUCAUCUCGGGAAUCGUCAGAGUCUUGUGAUCAGUUUCGAAGCAGUUUGUGGAAAUUUGCGAAUUUUUGCUGGAGAAAAGUGCAAAAUUCUCAUUUCUUAGGCAGAUAAGUCUUUAAUCGAACUGCAACAAUGCCGAUCUGUGGACCAAAACUGUCUCUUUGCGGACUGAUUGUCUCCGUUUGGGGUAUCAUCCAGUUGCUGCUGAUGGGUGUCUUCUAUUAUAUCCACAGUGUGGCCCUGAUCGAAGAUCUUCCUCUGGAAGACCAUUAUCCAACUCCGCAGGAGUUUUACGCCGCAGCUGAUCGGGCUUAUAGUCAGAAUGCUUACAACUGCUGGAUCGCUGCAUGCAUCUACGUCUUGACUCUGGUGGUUUCCGGCCAGCAAUUCUACGCCAAUAGUCGUUCAACUGUCGCUUAAGCAGAUGAUUCGUUCAUUUGCAUAAUUUAUCUUCAAAAACAGUCAACUCCGGUUACUUUUAUUUGAUUUACAAUUGUACAUAAGUUGUCUUUCUAUUAAUUUUCAAAAUGACUGUUUUUGUUCUCGUAAAGUCACCAAUAAAAAUAUAAACUGGAACCACA